GUUAUAAAGGGCGGGUUGCUCGUGGUGCUUCUCUACUCCCCGCUCUUUGCUAUGGCCUCCGAGCGGCCCCCGUCGGCGUUCGCCGGGGCCGGGCAGCAGAGCGGGCUGCAAGUGUGGAGGGUGGAGCGGCUGGAGCUGGUGCCGGUGCCCCCCAGCCGCCACGGCGACUUCUUCGUGGGGGACGCGUACCUGGUGCUACACACCGUCCGCCGGGCCGCCGCCGCCGCCUACCGCCUCCACUACUGGCUCGGUAGGCAGCGGGACGGGAAAGAAUGUACCCAGGAUGAAAGCACAGCUGCAGCUAUCUUUGCUGUUCAAAUGGAUGACUAUUUAGGAGGCAAGCCUGUGCAGAGUAGAGAAAUUCAAGGAUAUGAGUCUACUGAGUUUGUGGGCUACUUCAAAGGAGGAAUUAAAUACAAGGCGGGUGGUGUUGCCUCUGGAUUUAAUCAUGUUGUUACUAAUGAUCUGAGUGCCCAAAGGCUUCUGCAUAUCAAGGGCCGGAGAGUUGUAAGAGCCACGGAAGUACCCCUGGCUUGGACCAGCUUCAACAAAGGAGACUGUUUCAUUAUUGACCUUGGAACAGAAAUCUAUCAGUGGUGUGGCUCAUCAUGCAAUAAAUACGAGCGGCUGAAGGCUACUCAAGUUGCUGUUGGCAUUCGGGACAAUGAACGAAAUGGAAGGUCUAAAUUAAUUACCGUGGAAGAAGGAAGUGAACCAGACCAGCUCAUAGAGGUUUUAGGGAGCAAGCCAGAGCUUCCUGAGUGUGAUGAUAAUGAAGAUGAGCUGGCCGAUAUUACAAACAGGAGAAGUGCUAAACUAUAUAUGGUGUCAGAUGCAAGUGGAUCCAUGAAAGUGUCCCUGGUAGCAGAGGAAAAUCCCUUCUCCAUGGCUAUGCUUUUGUCUGAGGAGUGUUUCAUUUUGGACAAUGGUGCUGCAAGGAAGAUCUUUGUGUGGAAAGGCAAAGAUGCUAACCCACAAGAGAGAAAAGCUGCCAUGAAGAAUGCUGAACAAUUCAUACAGCAGAUGAAUUAUCCUGCCAACACACAGAUUCAAGUCUUUCCAGAAGGAGGUGAAACGCCAAUUUUCAAACAAUUUUUCAAAGACUGGAAGGAUAAAGAUCAAAGUGAUGGCUUUGGCAAAGUGUAUGUCACAGAGAGAGUGGCUAAAAUUGAGCAGAUUGAAUUUGAUGCUACCAAGUUACAUGAGUCUCCACAAAUGGCUGCCCAGCACAACAUGGUUGAUGAUGGUUCAGGGAAAGUAGAGAUCUGGCGUGUGGAAAGCAGUGGCAGGGUUCCUGUGGGACCUGAAACUUACGGACAGUUCUAUGGUGGCGACUGCUACAUUAUCCUCUACACUUACCCUAAAGGACAGAUCAUCUACACAUGGCAAGGAGCCCAUGCUACAAAAGAUGAACUGACUGCGUCUGCAUUUCUGACUGUUCAGCUGGAUAGGUUAUUGAAUGGUCAGGCUGUGCAGAUUCGAGUCAGCCAAGGCAAAGAGCCUGCGCAUUUACUGAGCUUGUUCAAAAACAAACCACUUAUUGUCUACAAGGAUGGGACAUCCAGGAAUGAAGGUCAGAAACCUGCUCCACCGACGCGACUCUUCCAAAUCCGCAGGAACCUUGCAGCUAUUACUAGGAUUGCGGAGGUUGAUGUUGAUGCAGUCUCUCUAAACUCUAAUGAUGUCUUUGUUCUGAAACUGCCAAACAACUCUGGCUACACCUGGGUAGGAAAAGGAUCAACCAAAGAAGAGGAACAUGGAGCUCAGUACAUUGCCAGCAUUCUUAAUAGCCAGACUGCUAAGAUUAAUGAAGGCCAGGAACCUGAGGAAUUCUGGAAAGCACUUGGAGGUAAAAAAAAGUACCAGACAUCAUCACAACUCUUGACAAAGGCUGAAGAUCACCCCCCUCGCCUGUAUGGUUGUUCUAACAAGACUGGCAGAUUUAUUAUCGAGGAGGUACCAGGAGAAUUCACUCAGGACGAUUUGGCUGAAGAUGAUGUUAUGUUGCUGGAUGCUUGGGAGCAGGUUUUUGUCUGGAUUGGGAAGGAUGCUAAUGAAAUUGAGCAACAGGAAUCCGUUAAAUCUGCCAAACGCUAUAUUGAAACAGAUCCUUCUGGCAGAGACAAGAGGACCUCCAUUGUCAUUGUGAAGCAGGGGCAUGAACCCCCAACUUUCACAGGCUGGUUCCUGGCAUGGGACUCCAACAAGUGGAAGAACUGAUCUACAAAGGAGGCUCCAGCUUCAAGCCAAAGAAUGAUCAGAGCCCAGUUACUUUCUGGCAUCUUUAGGCAUAAGCUUAUGCAACAAUAUAACCCCCAUGUUGAUACGC
Molecule: messenger RNA, 2329 nt
Organism: Neopsephotus bourkii (Bourke's parrot)
Lineage: Eukaryota; Metazoa; Chordata; Aves; Psittaciformes; Psittacidae
Gene: SCIN
Product: scinderin
Exons: 16
Coding region: 52-2220 (722 amino acids)
Biological process (GO): actin filament severing; actin polymerization or depolymerization; barbed-end actin filament capping
Cellular component (GO): actin cytoskeleton; cytoplasm
Molecular function (GO): phosphatidylinositol-4,5-bisphosphate binding; actin filament binding
Source: RefSeq, a predicted model, not a curated record